Molecule: messenger RNA, 371 nt
Organism: Eruca vesicaria subsp. sativa (arugula)
Lineage: Eukaryota; Viridiplantae; Streptophyta; Magnoliopsida; Brassicales; Brassicaceae
Source: the annotation of a GenBank genome assembly
AUGUGGCAAAUGAGAGAUAUGUUUACGUUUUGGAGAAGUUCCCCGCUCAUUCCUUCGUAUAAACCGAGCUUGGUAGAAGAAAAUAGCUUGGUAUAUGACUCAGUGCUUCUUGAUGGAGCAGUAAUAUCGUUGAAAGGACUCACUUAUGACCGUAAGCAGUAUGUUGGAAUUCAUUUUUUCUUCUUCCUGAGCAUGACCGUAAGCAGAGUACACUACCCUCCCAAACUUCAUUUGGACGUUGUAAGGGCAGCCAUAAUAAGCAUUGAUCUAAAGCUCCUGCAGCUCUUCGAUCACCAAGAUAUGGCUUUUGUAUUUUUAGGUCAUGGAUUUUCUGCACGUACUCCUCUAUACAACAGCAUCACGAAUUGUGG